AUGCUUCCAGAAAAAAACACACUUCCAAAGGAUGUUUACUCAAUGAGAAAGUUGUUAAAACCAUUUGAUUUAGGAUAUGAGAAGAUUCAUGCAUGCCCAAAUGACUGUUGUCUAUUUAGAAAGGAGCUUAAAGAUUUGGACUCAUGUCCAAAGUGUGGUUCUUCAAGAUGGAAGGUAGACAAAGUCACCACCAAAGUUUGUAAAGGAGUUCCUGAAAAGGUGCUAUGGUAUUUUCCUGUGAUACCAAGAUUGAAAAGGAUGUUUAAAUCAGAACAAAAGGCUGAAGACUUGAUUUGGCAUUCCAACCAUAAAAGUCAUGAUCAUAUGAUGCGUCAUCCAGUUGAUUCAAUAGCUUGGGAUACGAUAAAUCAUAAGUGGCCAGCUUUUGCAUCAGAUCCUAGAAAUCUUCAGCUUGGUCUUGCAACAGAUGGAUUCAACCCUUUUGGUGAUCUUAGUUCUAGAUAUAGUUGUUGGCCAGUUAUUUUGGUCAAUUACAACCUUCCUCCGUUGAUGUGCAUGGCGAAGGAAAAUCUUAUGUUGACAUUAUUGAUUCCAGGCCCGAAGCAACCAGGAAAUGAUAUAGAUGUAUACUUGGAACCCCUAGUGGAGGAUUUGAAGGAGUUAUGGGACAUUGGUGUGGAGACGUAUGAUGCAUUUAGCAAGUCAGUGUUCAAUAUGAAGGCUAUUUUGAUGUGGACAAUCAAUGAUUUUCCAGCUUAUGGAAACUUAGCUGGAUGUGCCACAAAAGGGAAAUUUGGUUGCCCAAUAUGUGGUGAAGGCAUAUCUUCUAUGUGGCUUAAGUAUAGUAGAAAAUUUGCAUAUUUAGGGCAUAGGAGAUUUCUUGCUCCUAAUCAUCCAUUCCGUCAGAAGAAGAAGUGGUUUGAUGGGAAUAAAGAGACAAAAGGAAAACCUAGGCCUCUGAAUGGAUUAGAAAUUCUUAAUGUAGUGAAAGACAUUGAAAAUGACUGGGGUAAAAAGAAAAUGGGUAAAGAUAUCAAUAAUACAAAGAAAAAGAGGAAGGAGCGUGAUGGUUCAAAAAAAGUUCAAAAACCAGUUCAAAUGUGGAAGAAGAAGUCAAUAUUUUUCAAUUUGUCAUACUGGAGUGGGCUCCUGCUACGUUAUAACUUAGAUGUUAUGCAUGUUGAAAAGAAUGUUUGCAAGAAUAUCAUAGAAGAACGAAAGCUUAUUGGGUUGAAAUCUCAUGAUUGUCAUGUUCUUAUGCAACAAUUGCUUUCAGUAGCAUUGAGAAGUCUUUUACCAAAAGGUCCACGUAAUGCUAUAUUUUUGCUUUGUGCAUUUUACAAUGAGUUAUGUCAAAGAGUGUUAGAUAGGAACCGUCUAGAACAACUCGAAGAGAAUAUUGCUGAAACUUUAUGCAUGAUGGAGAGGUACUUUCCACCAACUUUCUUUAUCAUCUCUGUUCAUUUGACAAUUCAUUUAGCAAGAGAGGCUCGCCUGUGUGGGUCAGUUCAAUUCCGUUGGAUGUAUCCAUUUGAAAGAUUUAUGAAAAUGCUUAAAGGCUAUGUGAAGAACCGAGCAAGGCCAGAGGGUUGCAUAGCUGAGUGUUACCUUGCAGAAGAACGAAUGAUGCACAUUGAGGAGCUUAAACAAACAGAUCGUCGUUUCUCAAGUAAUGAAACACUGUCACAAAAACGACAUAUGGAAACAUUUGCUCAAUGGUGUGAUUGGGCUAAUCCUGGAACUGGUAUCAAAAUGGAUGAUGGUUUUACACUUGUCAACUUACACCAAGGACUAAGGACUUUUGAAAAUGAUCCUUUCAUUUUAGCAUCACAAGCAAAGCAAGUUUUCUAUUCUAGGGAAAAUGAUGAAUCAAAUUGGUAUGUGUUGCUAAAAGCGCCACCUCGAGGUAUUCAUAACAUGGAUUUGCUUGAAGAGGAUGCAUAUACAUCAUCAAAACCUCUUGAUGUGUCCAGACUUGAGAUUAACAUUACUGAGAAAGAACCAUAUUCCAGAAAUGAGUGUGAGGGAAUUGAUGUUAUUGAUAUCCCAUGA
Messenger RNA from Zingiber officinale, 2013 nucleotides. RefSeq lists its product as uncharacterized. The transcript has 6 exons. NCBI's taxonomy places the organism in Eukaryota, Viridiplantae, Streptophyta, Magnoliopsida, Zingiberales, Zingiberaceae. The coding region runs from base 1 to 2013 and encodes 670 amino acids. The record is from RefSeq and is a predicted model, not a curated record.